AUGGAGCCCAAGUCAGCCGUCCUUGCCAUCGCGAUGAUGUGCCUCGCGCUGCCCCGGGCCACAUUGUCACAGCGGACAUCGUCACCGGUAGUCGAAACGCCGGCGCCGGCGCCGGCGCCGCACCACGUCAACCUCACCGAGCUGCUCGCCCUCGCGGGGCCAUACGGGACGUUCCUGGACUACCUCACCCGGACCGACGUGAUCCGGACGUUCCAGAGCCAGGCCAACGCCACCACCGACCACUACCACGACCAGGGCGGCGUCACUGUGUUCGCGCCGCAGGACUCGGCGUUCGCGGCCGUCGACGGCGCCGCUGUCCAACCUCACCGCGGACCAGCUCCGGACGCUCAUGCUGUGCCACGGCGUGCCUCGGUACCUCCCGCUCUCCUCCUUCGCGGCGCUGGCAGCGUCGGGACCCGUGCCCACGUUCGCGGGGGCGUGCCGGGGUGCGCGCUGAACGUCACCGACGCCGCCGGGAGGAUCCACGUCGCGUCGGGCUGGACCCGGGCGGCCAGGCUCGUCAGCAGCGUGUACUCCACGCCGCCGGUCGCCGUGUACGCGCUCGACAGGGUGCUGCUGCCGGAGCAGGUGUUCCCGACCGAGCCCGCCGUGGCGCCCGCGCCGGCGGGGGCGGGGGUGACGCGACCGACGCCGUGCCGGCCGCUACCGAGCGUGGAGACAGCAAGAGUUCGUCGUGCCGGUUCGGUGCACGUCGCGUUCUCGUUGGAUACUUGGCCUUGA
Miscanthus lutarioriparius is the source of this 741-nucleotide messenger RNA. NCBI's taxonomy places the organism in Eukaryota, Viridiplantae, Streptophyta, Magnoliopsida, Poales, Poaceae. The record is from the annotation of a GenBank genome assembly.